CACCACCAAACGACCCCCCAACCCCGUGGCCUAUGCCGACAGCAGGUUGCUGAGUUUGACAAAUCUCAACUCGUGACACCGCAACGACUGAGGGCAUAUUCUCCAGUUGGCGUCCCUCUCGUGAGGUCCCCCAGUCCUCGUAGGGGAGGCCGUGGUCUCUGGCGCGCGGCCCCCGCCUCCGGCUCGGUCCGCCCAGCCCCGAAGCCGCGGGCCACUCGCCCCGGCUGCGCGCUGUCCUCUGCGGCACUGCCCGUCCAAGCCGCCCCAGGCCCCAGGCCGCGAUCUGUUAGGGGAGGAAGCCCUCAGGGGAAGGGGCACCCCGUACCCCGGGCACUCCGACCGGCGAGGCGGCAGCCAAGUUAGGCGAGGGCCCAGCGCGGAGGGAGCGCGCUGGGGUCCCAGCCCGGGCGGCCAGGCCCCGAGUCCGCGUAGCCGCAGAUCCGGAGAGGGCUGACCCCGCGCCCGGGACGAGCGAACCGGGAGUCAUGGCCACACCGCUGCUGACCGCGGGGGCCACCACGGGUCACAGCGGUGGAGAGCUGAGCUCCGGGGAUGACUCCGGCGAUGUGGAAUCGCCCCAGACCCCCGAGACCGAGGCGUCCAGGAGCCUGACGGAGGUGUUUGAGAAGGCUGCCGCACACCUGCAAAGCCUGCUUCACGUGGCCAGCAGGGAGCAGCUCUUGUACCUGUACGCCAGGUACAAGCAGGUCAAAGUUGGAAAUUGCAACACUCCUAAACCAAGCUUCUUUGAUUUUGAAGGAAAGCAAAAAUGGGAAGCCUGGAAAGCACUUGGUGACUCAAGCCCCACCCAAGCAAUGCAAGAAUAUAUCGCAGUAGUUAAAAAAUUAGACCCAGGUUGGAAUCCUCAGACAUCAGAGAAGAAAGGAAAAGAAGCAAAAAGUGGUUUUGGUGGACCAGUUGUUAGUUCUCUGUAUCAUGAAGAAACUAUCAGGGAAGAAGACAAAGACAUAUUUGAUUACUGCAGGGAAAACAACAUUGACCAUAUAACCAAAGCCAUUCAAUCAAAAAGUGUGGAUGUGAAUAUGAAAGAUGAAGAGGGCAGAGCUCUACUCCAUUGGGCAUGCGAUCGAGGACAUAAGGAACUAGUCACAGUUUUGCUACAAUAUAAAGCUGAUGUUAAUUGUCAGGACAAUGAAGGUCAAACAGCUCUUCACUAUGCUGCUGCCUGUGAGUUUUUGGAUAUUGUGGAGCUGCUGCUCCAGUCUGGUGCUGACCCAGCUCUCCGGGACCAAGAUGGCUGCGUGCCAGAAGAGGUGACAGGCUGCAAAGCAGUUUCUUUGGUGCUGCAGCGGCACAUGGCUAGCAAGGCUUAAUGAAAACCCUGGAAAACCAGUCUAAUAUGGGAGAGAGCUUCAAGGAUGAAAGAAAGCUGCAGAAAUAAUACUUCUUUCACCAGUCAUCUUUGGUAUGCAUUGGCUAAUAAAAUCAGUUCUGAGGAUCAGAGA
Messenger RNA from Chinchilla lanigera (long-tailed chinchilla), 1466 nucleotides. RefSeq names its product acyl-CoA binding domain containing 6 (gene Acbd6). Gene Ontology annotation, molecular function: fatty-acyl-CoA binding; protein binding. The transcript is spliced from 8 exons. NCBI's taxonomy places the organism in Eukaryota, Metazoa, Chordata, Mammalia, Rodentia, Chinchillidae. The record is from RefSeq and is a predicted model, not a curated record. The coding region runs from base 486 to 1334 and encodes 282 amino acids.